This is a messenger RNA of Rosa chinensis, 1029 nucleotides long. Its product is annotated as sirohydrochlorin ferrochelatase, chloroplastic. The transcript is spliced from 5 exons. Gene Ontology annotation, molecular function: lyase activity. Bases 16 to 636 code for a protein of 206 amino acids. Lineage: Eukaryota; Viridiplantae; Streptophyta; Magnoliopsida; Rosales; Rosaceae. The record is from RefSeq and is a predicted model, not a curated record.
UCAAAUUCGUCAAACAUGUCGAUUGGGUCGUUGUUCAGCUCUCCUCAAGUUACCGCUAAAAUCUCCCCGGCGACCGACAGCCGAACAAACCCUAACCGGAGCCUCAACUUCGCGAAUUUGCAGAGAGGCCCCUCCAGAACUAGAAAUUUAAGCAUCGGGAUCGGGAAUGGAGGAUUGGGACAAACUAAUCCCCAUGGAGUUGGCGACAGAGAUGGCGUCAUCAUCGUCGACCAUGGCUCACGCCGUAAGGAAUCCAACCUCAUGCUAAAUGAGUUUGUGGACAUGUUUAGGGAGAGAACUGGGUAUGCUAUAGUGGAGCCUGCUCAUAUGGAGUUGGCAGAACCUUCAAUUCAAGACGCGUUCAAUUCGUGUGUUGAACAAGGUGCCAAUCGUGUUAUCGUUAGCCCGUUUUUCCUCCUACCAGGAAGACAUUGGAACAAGGACAUUCCAUCCCUGACAGCUGAAGCUGCAAAGGAGCAUCCUGGUGUGUCAUAUAUGGUGACUGCGCCUCUAGGCCUCCACCCACUACUUGUGGAUGUUAUGAAUGACAGAAUCAAUCACUGCUUGAGCCAUGUUGCUGGAGAUGCAGCUGAGUGUGCAGUUUGUGUUGGAACAGGCAAAUGCCAGGUCCAUUGAUACAUGCAAAUGCCAGCUCCAUUGAUUCAUGCAAAUUCAUACCAAAACAGUAUGGGGUAAAGGCACCAUUUCAGUUUCGGAACCAAGUGAUUUUGCAACUUGGAUAGCCAUAUAUAGAAGGCAUCAGGCGGCUGUUGUGGCUUUACCACGAUUCAUGCAGCCAACUCAAAUAGUUGGGACAAGGCUUUAUUGCGAAUGUUGUAGAAUUGCCCUAGUUGUAACUGGAUACUGAUGGUCCGAAUUGGACUUGUGUAAAUGGCACCUUUGGCACGUUUCUACAAUUGCAAUGAAGCCAACCACAUAGAGCUGUGUAGUUGGCAUGAGAUAUAGACUAGUGGCCAGCUUCAGUGAAGAUUGAAUUGAGGUGGUCUUCACCAUCAACCUUCCAUUUCA